Molecule: messenger RNA, 528 nt
Organism: Sorex araneus (European shrew)
Lineage: Eukaryota; Metazoa; Chordata; Mammalia; Eulipotyphla; Soricidae
Gene: TTR
Product: transthyretin
Biological process (GO): purine nucleobase metabolic process
Molecular function (GO): thyroid hormone binding
Source: RefSeq, marked provisional
AUGGCUUCCCGUCGCCUCCUUCUCCUCUGCCUGGCGGGACUGGUGCUCGUCACCGAGGCAGGCCCAACGGGCACUGGUCAGUCCAAGUGUCCCCUGAUGGUCAAAGUCCUAGAUGCUGUUCAAGGCAGUCCUGCAGUCAACGUGGCCGUGAGAGUCUUCAAAAAGGCUGCUGAUGAGACCUGGGAGCCGUUCGCCUCUGGGAAAACCAGUGAAUUUGGAGAACUCCAUGGGCUCACAACUGAUGAGAAAUUUGUAGAAGGUAUCUACAAAGUAGAAUUAGACACCAAAACCUACUGGAAGGCACUUGGCAUUUCCCCAUUCCAUGAAUAUGUGGAGGUGGUGUUCACAGCUAACGACUCUGGCAAGCGCCGCUACACCAUCGCCGCCCUGCUCAGCCCUUACUCUUACUCCACCACGGCCCUCGUCAGUGACCCCAAGGAAUGAGGGGUGCAGUGGGCUUCGGGGGGUGCGAGGGAUUUCAUGUACCCAAUAGUAUUCCAUUUUUAUUAAAGCAGUGUUUUCACUUUA